AUGCAAAGGAAAAUUGAAGAAGCUGAGAAGAGGUUAAAGAUGACUAUGCCUAAAAGAGUUCCUUUACCACCUUCCACCCAAUCUACUUCAACAGGUUCAAGGGCUUUAGAUACUGGAGGAUUUAGAAUGGAGGGGUAUGAGCCAAGAAAAAGAAAGGCUACUGGAACUUCUGCUCUAGAAAAGGCAUUCAACCCAGUUAUUUGGGAACAACUGCAUUCUGAGAUUGCUCGCAUGUUUUAUUCUGCGGGGUUACCUUUUCAUUUAUCAAGGAACCCAUAUUAUGUUAGUGCAUUUCAAUUUGUUGCCAACAAUCCAAUUCCUGGUUAUGUACCACCCGGUUAUAACUUGCUGAGGACUACAUUGCUUCAAAAGGAAAGGGCUAAUGUAGAGAGGUUGUUGGAGCCAACUAGAGCAUCAUGGAAGGAAAAAGGGUUGAGUAUUGUUUCAGAUGGAUGGACUAAUUCUCAAAGAAGGCCCCUUAUUAAUUUUAUGGGAGCAUCAGAAGCUGGGGCAGUGUUCUUGAAAACUGUUAAUUGUGAAGCUGGUUUACUCAUUGAAAGUAAGUACCCGAAUAUCUUUUGGACACCAUGUGUAGUUCACACAUUGAAUCUUGCUCUUAAGAACAUUUGUGCUCCAAAGGAAACAGGGGGUACUGCUUUUGCUUAUGAUGAAUGUCACUGGAUCACACUUUGUGUUGAUGAUGUGAUGUUUAUCAAAAACUUCAUCAUGAACCAUUCCAUGCGGCUAGCUUUUUUCAAUGAAUUCGUACCCUUGAAGUUGCUUGCUGUUGCAGAUACACGUUUCGCAUCUGCCAUUGUCAUGCUCAAAAGGUUUAAACUUAUAAAGUGUGGCCUUCAAUCAAUGGUUAUUAGUGACCAGUGGGUUUCUUACAAAGAAGACGAUGUUGGGAAAGCAGCAUCUGUGAAGGAAAAAUUAUUGAAUGAUGUGUGGUGGGAUAAGUAUUAUAGUUCAACAUGGCUUGAUGAAAAUACCAAUCGUGUCCCUCCUCAUAGGGAUGAAGAAAUUUCAAGUAUGAGAAACAAGUGCUUCAAGAAAUACUUUCCAAAUUUAGAGGAGAGAAGGGUUGUAAAUGUGGAAUAUGCCAAGUUUUUAGGAGGUUUGGAUAUGUUUGGAGAUUUUGACUCAAAGAUUGAUAGAGGG
Camellia sinensis is the source of this 1161-nucleotide messenger RNA. NCBI's taxonomy places the organism in Eukaryota, Viridiplantae, Streptophyta, Magnoliopsida, Ericales, Theaceae. The record is from RefSeq and is a predicted model, not a curated record.